AUGAAGUUAUUGGCAAUAUUUGUUUUACAUAAAGAAGGUGAUAAGAAAGUCAAAAUACUUCAGGAUGAAUUCAAUCUCGACAGUUUUGGUUAUUUUGAACGUCGCAGUGUACAACCAUUACUUGUCUUCUCAGCAAGAACUGUCACUGAACGUACAGCCGUAAACACCAGACAAUCUGUUGAAGCUGAUCAAAACGUUAAUGCUAUGGUUCAUGUUUAUGUUCGUUCGGAUGGUUUAGCAUCAGUGAUUGUCUCCGAUGGUGAAUACCCGCAACGAGUUGCACACACUCUGUUGAGUAAAGUUAUGGAUGACUUUACCAAUGUUAAUCCACCUUCAACCUGGGCGGGCAUGGCUGAACAAUCUGGUAAAAUGGCAUCGUUGGGUGAAACUUUGAGAAAAUACCAGAAUCCUCAAGAAGCUGACCCAUUAAUGCGUUUACAAAAAGACCUUGAUGAUACGAAAGACAUUCUUAAAAACACCUUGGUCAACGUUCUCGAACGUGGCGAGAAAAUCGAUGAUCUCGUCGCUCGAUCAAAUGAUUUAAGUUUCGAAGCCAAAGCAUUUUACAAAACGGCUAGGAAAACGAAUCGAUGUUGUACAUUAUUCUAA
Messenger RNA from Adineta ricciae, 609 nucleotides. The record is from the annotation of a GenBank genome assembly. NCBI's taxonomy places the organism in Eukaryota, Metazoa, Rotifera, Eurotatoria, Adinetida, Adinetidae.